This is a messenger RNA of Gasterosteus aculeatus aculeatus (three-spined stickleback), 1773 nucleotides long. It is a transcript of the gene mtap, whose product is annotated as methylthioadenosine phosphorylase. The record is from RefSeq and is a predicted model, not a curated record. Gene Ontology annotation, biological process: nucleoside metabolic process. Gene Ontology annotation, molecular function: S-methyl-5-thioadenosine phosphorylase activity. Lineage: Eukaryota; Metazoa; Chordata; Actinopteri; Perciformes; Gasterosteidae. Gene Ontology annotation, cellular component: cytosol.
CAAACCGGAAAAGACGUGUGUGACAUCCGCUGUGCUAACGGACGGUAACGGUCGCGGAUACACACUACAUUUUGUAAAUCCUCACAACUGUAUUUGAAAAGCAACAACACUCUCGGGAUGUCUUCCAUGGUGCCAAUCAAGAUCGGAAUAAUUGGUGGUUCAGGCCUCGAUGAUCCAGAUAUCUUGGAGGGGAGGACUGAACGCUAUGUUGACACACCGUAUGGAAAGCCGUCCGAUGCUCUGAUUCUGGGGAAGAUAAAAAAUGUGGAGUGUGUUCUCCUUGCAAGGCAUGGGAGACAACACACCAUAAUGCCGUCCAAUGUGAACUACCAGGCCAACAUCUGGGCACUGAGAGAAGAAGGCUGCACACAUCUGCUGGCCACCACAGCCUGUGGCUCACUCCGAGAGGAGAUUCAGCCGGGAGACAUUGUCAUCAUAGAUCAGUUCAUUGACCGGACUACCAAGAGAGCUCAGACGCUUUUUGACGGACAGCCCACUAGUCCAACCGGAGUGAGCCACAUCCCCAUGGCUGAGCCUUUCUGCAACAAAACCAGAGAGGUGCUGGUGGAGGUGGCGCGGAGCCUUGGUGUUAAGUGUCACGUUCGAGGCACGAUGCUGAGUAUCGAGGGGCCGCGCUUUUCCUCACGGGCCGAAAGCCUGAUGUUCCGCCAGUGGGGCGCCGACGUCAUCAACAUGACCACGGUGCCAGAGGUGGUCCUCGCCAAGGAGGCGGGCUUGUGCUAUGCCAGCAUUGCCAUGGCGACUGACUAUGACUGUUGGAUGGAGCACGAGGAGGCGGUCUGUGUUGACAACGUAAUGAAAACGAUGAAGGAGAACGCCAACAAAGCCAGCAGCAUCCUGCUGACUGCGAUACCCCAGAUUAGUCAGAUGGACUGGGCUCAGACAAUGAAGACCUUGAAAUCAAUGGCACAGUCGUCUGUAAUGUUACCUAAACAUUAAGCUUGGAGAAAACCCCCGGAGUGAAAAAAGACCCGAGGCACCAACGCACGGACAACACACCCAACUCCGGCUGUGGAUCGAUCAUCAGUGAAUCACAAACAAGUGCCUCGCGUGAAGAAAGCAUGCGCGCUUUAGCUGGAGUCUCACAGUCCCUUCUUGACUGAAAAUACUCGUAUAAGCAUCCAGACAGUUGAGUCAGCAUCCCACCGCGAUUAAAACAUCAUUAUACUAGAUAUUAUUUGUGGGUUCAUAUUUUCUGUUUUCUGUAAACAUUCGAAGUUAUAUAUUUGUAAUGUAAUCCAUUGGUGUCUUUGUUGCUGUUUGUGCAGGAUACAAAAAAAAGACUUUGCUAGUAGCUAAUGCUACUUUGUUACUGCCUUAGUUGCAACAAAUAUGUUCUCUAUGUCGAAUCUGAAGUAAAAUUGUUUAAAUGCCUGUAUCCAUUUCAGGAAAAUGGAUUCUCAUUUCCCAUAUCGACUGAAAUAUUUGAAACUGAAACUUUUUCUACGCUUAAAAUGUUUGAUACAACCUACGAAUCAUCAGCAUAAUGAAGAGGGCGUCUUCUGUAAUGCGCCAGGCCAUCUGUUACCGCUCUUUGUCACUUCCAUGUUCUUAUCUGCAAUACGGCAUUUGCUCAGCUGGAUUUCAUCACAAUCAAAAGUAUCUUCAAAUACUUAUUAAUAGCUUGUUUUUUUACUUUCUGUUGGCUUGUCUUUACAAUAUGAACGCAUUCUGCAGACGUUAGCUCAAUAAAAACUACCGUGAUUAGUGCUUUAACAUUGUUUGAAAAACAUUAAAACUGAUCCAAAUGAA